AUGUCCCAUCAGCCCUCAACCACCGAACAACUCAAAAACACCGCCUCCUCAACCUACGACGCCGUUGCCUCAAGAAUCGCCCCCGAGGAGAAAAAUCCAGGCUAUGAUCCCGACAAAGAUACACAGAAUUUCAAAAAAGACGAGCAUGGGAAUACGGUGAAGAAGGGGGGUUACAAGGACAAGUUGAACGAAGCUGCCAUGGGAGGGGAGACGAACGAGGAGGGCUUGGUAGACAAAGGUUCGGUGUCCCCCAUAAUAGCCUCUUCCAAGCUCAGGGAAAUGGGCGAGGUGUGUUCCUAUAUCCCAGGCAUAAGCACAUUACAACAAGCCGCUUUCGAGCAAGGACCUCCUACAGAAGGAAAGGAGAGCAGUGGACCGCCGAAUAGACCGGAUCACGAUGUGCAGGUGGAAGAAUUUCUGAGGAAACAGUAUCAUAGUAAGAGUGGAGACGGUAUGCCGGACUUGGAUAAGAAUGGUGGGAAUUGA
This is a messenger RNA of Lachnellula hyalina, 486 nucleotides long. RefSeq lists its product as uncharacterized. The transcript is spliced from 2 exons. NCBI's taxonomy places the organism in Eukaryota, Fungi, Ascomycota, Leotiomycetes, Helotiales, Lachnaceae. Bases 1 to 486 code for a protein of 161 amino acids. The record is from RefSeq and is a predicted model, not a curated record.